Messenger RNA from Symbiodinium pilosum, 303 nucleotides. Lineage: Eukaryota; Dinophyceae; Suessiales; Symbiodiniaceae. The record is from the annotation of a GenBank genome assembly.
AUGAACCACGACUUCCGCGAGAGGUGGACAGAGGAUCUCUGGGACUGGGGCUUUGGGCGCACAUCCAUUUCUGUGUACGAGUCUGAGACGGAGCUCUACGCAUGGCAGCAUUGGGAAAGGCCGUACGUGGUGGUUUGGCUGCAUGGCAUGCAUCAAGGGCCCGCCGAUGCCGGGACACUUCGCAAAAUCCAACGCAGGCUCUGGCGGCGAGUGAUCUUUGUCGUGCCUACCAACCCGGAGCCAACCGAUGACGGAAUGCACUUCAGUUGGGGAUGCACCUUCACCAAGAAGCAGAACAAGCAG